Molecule: messenger RNA, 7576 nt
Organism: Chlorocebus sabaeus (green monkey)
Lineage: Eukaryota; Metazoa; Chordata; Mammalia; Primates; Cercopithecidae
Gene: MTMR9
Product: myotubularin related protein 9
Biological process (GO): negative regulation of autophagy; phosphatidylinositol dephosphorylation
Cellular component (GO): cytoplasm
Molecular function (GO): protein phosphatase binding
Source: RefSeq, a predicted model, not a curated record
GUCACACUUCGUGGCGCGGCACUCACGGGGAGUCAGUGGCGUGGCCCUGUGUCCCUCCCUGACCCCUGGAGGAUUCCCUAAGGUCACAGUCACGGCCUCCAUCCCAUACUUGCCAUCUCUUCAGGGCUAAUGCAUAACAAUUGUCACAAUUUACAGCAGCCCCACGCUCUGAAGAGCUUCUGGAGGGGGUACUACUCAAGCGGAGGGAGACAAGACAGGGACCUCCUCCCGUCGUCCCCUCUUAACGGGCCUCUUCUGAUAAGGAAUAUUUGUAGAUGGGUGAGAAGGGCAGCGGGAGGGCGUGAAGGCAAAGACAAGUUUUUUUUUCUCCUAGGAACCCAAAUCUUCUGGUCUGGCUGUGUUUCCGGAGGCAUUUCCAGAGGCCCUAGAGAGGACCGACUUCCGGCCGCGACUUCCGCGUCUUCCGAGUUUGGAGACCUGCUGCUUCCGCCCGGAGUUGCUGUGGGCUCCAGCUGCGAGCAGCCACUUCCGCCAGGAGUCCCUAGCGGCCAGGGCGUGGAAGCGGGUCCUGCAGCGGCUUCGUCGUACUGCCCGCCGCCUGCCCACGCGGGACCCGGAGCCCAGCGGCAGCGGCGGUCCCUGGGCCUGUGGAGAGGCGUUCUCUGUGGCCGAGUCCUGGGCCUGGGGCACGGGGCGGUGCGGGAGAGGCGCCCGGGCCUAGCCCAGCCCCAGCGCCUGUCUCCCUGCCGGCGGUGCCGGCGGCUGCAGGCCUCGCCGCGCCUGCCCAGCCUGGGGCGGGCCCAGCCUCACCGCCCGGCCCGCCCCGCCCCAAGGGCCAGCCCCGCGCCGGGUGUUUCCGCUCCUCUCCCUGCGGCGGGAUAACCGCCUCGCACCUCCCGGGCUCGGUUCCCUGGCUCCGGCCGCGGGGGGAGCAUGGAGUUUGCGGAGCUGAUUAAGACCCCGCGGGUGGACAAUGUGGUGCUGCACCGGCCUUUCUACCCGGCUGUCGAGGGCACCCUGUGCCUGACGGGCCACCACUUGAUCCUGUCCUCCCGGCAGGACAACACGGAGGAGCUGUGGCUCCUUCAUUCAAACAUCGACGCCAUCGACAAGCGAUUUGUGGGAUCACUGGGUACCAUCAUCAUAAAAUGUAAAGAUUUUCGAAUUAUUCAGUUGGAUAUUCCUGGAAUGGAGGAAUGCUUGAAUAUAGCCAGUUCCAUUGAGGCAUUGUCUACCCUGGACUCCAUCACUCUGAUGUACCCUUUCUUUUACCGUCCUAUGUUUGAAGUGAUAGAAGAUGGCUGGCAUUCCUUCCUUCCUGAGCAAGAAUUUGAACUCUAUUCCUCAGCUACCAGUGAAUGGAGGCUAAGCUAUGUCAAUAAGGAAUUUGCUGUCUGUCCCUCUUACCCACCAAUUGUCACAGUGCCCAAAUCCAUCGACGAUGAAGCUCUUCGGAAGGUCGCUACAUUUCGACAUGGAGGGCGCUUCCCAGUACUAAGCUAUUAUCACAAAAAAAAUGGGAUGGUAAUUAUGCGGAGUGGUCAGCCACUCACUGGCACAAAUGGGAGGAGGUGCAAGGAAGAUGAGAAGCUGAUAAAUGCUACCCUCAGGGCGGGAAAGCGUGGCUACAUCAUUGACACCCGAUCCCUGAACGUGGCUCAGCAAGCUAGAGCCAAAGGAGGUGGUUUCGAACAAGAAGCUCAUUAUCCCCAGUGGAGGCGAAUUCAUAAGUCCAUUGAGAGGUAUCACAUUCUUCAGGAGAGCUUAAUCAAACUUGUGGAAGCUUGUAAUGACCAAACACAUAACAUGGACCGGUGGCUCAGUAAAUUGGAGGCCUCUAACUGGCUGACUCACAUCAAAGAGAUUCUGACAGCUGCCUGCCUCGCGGCUCAGUGCAUCGACAGGGAAGGAGCAUCAAUAUUGAUUCAUGGAACAGAAGGAACUGAUUCCACACUCCAGGUGACCUCCCUGGCCCAGAUCAUCUUGGAGCCAAGAAGCAGGACCAUUCGUGGUUUUGAGGCCCUGAUUGAAAGAGAGUGGCUACAGGCUGGUCACCCGUUCCAGCAGCGCUGUGCACAGUCAGCCUACUGUAACACCAAGCAGAAGUGGGAGGCUCCUGUAUUUCUUCUCUUCUUGGACUGCGUGUGGCAGAUCCUUCGUCAGUUUCCCUGUUCUUUUGAAUUUAAUGAGAAUUUCCUCAUCAUGCUCUUUGAGCAUGCUUAUGCUUCACAGUUUGGAACAUUUCUGGGCAACAACGAAAGUGAAAGGUGUAAGUUGAAGCUACAGCAGAAGACAAUGUCUUUGUGGUCCUGGGUCAAUCAGCCCGGUGAGCUGAGUAAAUUCACCAACCCUCUGUUUGAAGCCAACAACCUUGUCAUCUGGCCUUCAGUUGCUCCGCAGAGUCUUCCGCUGUGGGAAGGUAUUUUCCUACGUUGGAAUAGGUCCUCUAAGUAUUUGGAUGAAGCAUAUGAAGAAAUGGUUAACAUCAUUGAAUAUAAUAAGGAAUUACAAGCAAAAGUCAAUAUCCUUAGAAGGCAGUUGGCAGAACUGGAAACAGAGGACGGGAUGCAAGAGAGUCCCUGAAAGGUCUCCUCGCACCGUUUGCAAGGACCUUCCUGGGCCUGUGUCUGCCGUUCUCUCCUUGUGCCCUUCAGUUCACUUUUACACAGUAGCCUUGAAGUGAAGGCUUUAGAUGUGGGACCCCUCUAACGUAAUGGAUUUCUCAAUACUGUAUGAAUAAUGAAACUUACUAUCAUAACUCACGUUUCAUGUGGCCUGUUAGGCCCUGUCACUUUGGGAGCCGGGAGGAGGUGCUAGUCAUUUUAUUUUUAUGUGAAGUAGAUGACCUAUUUAAUGCCAUUUGUGUUUCAUGCCAUUUUAUCCAAAGCUUUUUCUCUGUGUCCACUCUCCAGGCAGCAUUCCAGAGCCGCCAAGGAGACAGGUUCUCUCUCUAGGGACUAUUUGGUGGUUUAAAAAAAGGGUCAGACUUUUAAACACUCUUACCAUAGAAAUGUUUUUCAAAAUGGCAGCAAUUGAUAAACCAAGGAUUUUGUGUUGAACAAGCCAUUUCCAGUGUCUUUCACAUAAAAUAGCCAUUUGCUUUAAAAUAGUUUUGGACUAACGAAGCUGAAUCUAUUCUCAUUCUUGUUUGUCAAGAAAGGAAAAUCUGUUAUUCAAGGUAAAUUAUUCCUACAAGGGCGACAGGUAUGGUCCUCUGAUAUUUACAUUAAGAAGAGUUAAAUUUAUUUUAACGUAGACACUAAAAGUAUGUGCAAUAUAGAAUCAAAGAAGGAAUUUGUUACUGAUUGAGAAUUGUUACUGUUGAAUUGGUUUUCAGGUUUGGACCAUACAUAUACAAUGUGUAUCAAAUGCUGGUUGUAAAAUUAAACCAUCAUCUAGAAUAGAGUUAAUUUGUUAUAAUCAAGUUACAAAUAUGGUUUUCUUAAACCAGAGAUGCACCGCCCUUGUCUAAAGUUCUUAUUGCACUGGUUUGUAUGCGUAUAUGUGUUUUAUUGUGUGCGGUUUUUUUUAAUUUGUAAGUAUUCUAAGAGUUUACUAAUACUAAGGUUAAAAUUUUCAUGUUGACCUGAGCCUUUUGCAAAUUUAUUUUGGCUCUAUUGAUUUGUCCUUUAUGCGUUAGGCAAAUACAACUUAGGUGGAGGGGGAAGUUUAUGAAUAUAAUAUAGCUCUGUGUUUGAAACCUCAGAAACGUAUUUGAGUGUUUCAGUGUGGGAGAAACAGUGAUGGCCGUAUUCACGCUCUGCUGGUCUGUGCCUGCAACUCCACAUGUUUGUGGUUCAGUAUUUCCCUCCUACACUUCUGUUUGGUGACAUUGUUUGUUUUAACAAAUACGACCGAUUCUAGUUUUUCUUUAAAAGGAUAGUUUAUGAGUAAUCUUUAAAACCAUUUCCAUACCAUCUGUAUAUAACCAUUUAGAAGAGAACACACGACAUCGAACUCUGCUUUAGAGCUGUGUGUUGAGCGAAAAAUAUUGUUUUUUAAAAAUCGACUAGCAAAAUCUAUGGCCACACUGAGAAGCCUUUGAAAAUGGCAAAUACUUUUCAUCACCAGUUGCCCAAGUUUCAUCUUUCUUCUGCUUCCUCAGCCUUGUAGCAAAGGCUACACGGCAGCCCACAGUCCACAGUCUCUUUGGGAAAAUUUGCCUGCUGCCUUCCUUAAGCUCAGUUUAUUUUUGACUUACUUUCUUUGCUGUAGUUAUGAACCUUGGGGCUUUAAAAUCCCAUGGCAAGGAGCAUAAGAGUUGUUCUCAUAGCUCUGCAUUGUGUGGAAUGUCCAUCUUAGUUUUGUGAAAAUGAAAAAGAAAGAAACAGCCCUCACUCUUUUGUGGUCCCUCAAAAUCGCUUGAUAUGCCUGUUAAUACAGCUGACCUGUUUGUUUUCUUCUCUUUUUGUCUCAAGAUUGUAUAUGAAGGGACCUUUUCUUCUCAGCUAACAGGUGUAUAAGGAAAACCAUCUAGAGAGUUUUCUUUAGAAGUGACUCCCGUUAGCCUGGUGUGGUGGUGUGUGCCUAUAGUCCCAGCCACUAGGGAAGCUGAGGCAGAAGGAUCCCUUGAGCCUAGGAGGUUGAGGCUGAGUGAGCUAUGAUCGCAUCAGGCCACUCCAGCCUGAGCAACAGAGUGAGACCCUGUCUCUAAGUAAAGAAAAAGCCAGAAGUGACUCCCACUGCUUCUGUUGAUCAGCCAUAGGGCUUCCAUGGGUAGAAACUUGCAAGGGAGUUUGUAUUAGGCCUGGUCAUGGAGAGAUGAUGUACCAUCAAGGUAGACCCGUCUUCCUGAUGCACAUUUGCUGUGUGAGCCAGAGUACAGUCAUAGCCCGGUAUUCGCAUUUCGUUUGCGUUGUCUUACCGAGACAACAAUCUAUGCUGUUUUGGCAAGUUUGCAUUUUAGUGUUAAUUUACAAUGAGGAAUUGUCCAAACUUCAGAUCUGUUUACAGGUUGUAAAAAUCAACUUUGGUAUCAGUGUAUGUUCAAAAGUAUCAUUUGGUAAUCCAAAUAUUUGAGUUUUCCCAAAGCCAAAAACUGUCAAAAAUAAGUCUAUUAUCAAUAUAAUUUGAAGAGGUUUUUAGUAGUACUGUUAAGUUCAUCCUUUCUUGGAUGAGAAGAAUAAAUGACAUGGAUACACUCCUGAGAAGACACUUGUUAAACGUUGCAUUGGAGAGUUGCCUUUGAUAAAUGUGGCAUGAAACACUUGAAUGAAGAGCACGGUGGCAGAAUGAGUGAGCAAGCGGAUUGCCCCGGAGGAGCCCGUAGUAAUCACGUGAGAGAUCGUCAGAUUCCUGCGUAUUCAGCAUCUUCUCUAUUCAUGUGGAGUGAAAGCUGGCUUUUAUAUGGGAGAUACAUAAAGUAGGCCCCGCAAAGAAUAUUUUUAAAAUACAAAGGAUCAUCAUAAUCCUCUUAUCGAACAUAUAAGGAUCCUCAGAUUUAAAUAAGUACUUUUUUUUUUAAUCAGAAGAACAUUGUUGGUUGAUUAUAUAUUUUUUAAAACCUGAAACUUUUUUGGUGGCAGGACCUUUCAAUAAAUAUUUGUUUGGUCAAAAAUUUUUAUUUUGAUUUUAUUAAAUGGGAAGAAAGCAAGCAGAAAUAGUAAAAUUCAGUAGGUUUUAAACUCUAUAAAUGUAUUUUAUUUCCAAGAAAACUUAGGGUCUCAAAGCAAGAUUUUAAAGUGAUUUUUGAGAAGACUUGGGGGGACAAUAAUAGACAUUCAUGUCAAAUCCCAUAUGGGGGAUUUUAAAACAUUUCUUUGAACUUUGAGGCCUGACUUCGAGAUGCGAUUUUAUUGCUUUUUGUUUUAAAGGAUGAAAUUUCGUGGCAUUUUAUUCUUUGAUUCAGUCAGUAUUUGGUUUAUGUUAAAUAAAAAAUCAGUAUAAUGGAAAAGAUUUGACCAUAAUUUAGUCUCCUCAAGUGAAAAACAGGAGUAACGUUUAGUUGCACUUUGAAAAAUCUGCUUAAAGGCAUAACUCUUGUAGUUGUCUGGUUUCAGGAAUAGCUGUUUGAAUUGUCAGUCUAAAGUAGGUCAUCAGGUUCACUUAUUAUCAGACCUUAAUCUGGGAUAAAGGUUUUGGUAUUUGCCCACUUCUAGAUAGAAUGAAUGAAAAUGACACAAGGGUUUUAUGAGCACUCUUUAUCAGAAGGGUAUUUCCUGGACCGAAAAUGGGCAAUAGUUACAAUAGUUGAUCCUCUGUUCUGGAGGCUUUGACAUUUAUCAGAGAAUGAAGUCAUUCAGUACAUUUGAUAAAGUGUUGUUGUUGUUGUUGUUGUUUUAAUUGAGCAACCCUCAGAACUGAAGAGGUUCAGAGAACUUUCCAGGUUUAUACUAUACCUCAAGACUACAUAGAUUAGCUACUGCUUAUUCUUUCACAUGGGCUAGGCCUGUUCUCCUCCAGACCUAGUAUUCUAAGUUAUUACCACAGAGAAUUUUUAUGUUACCCAUCAUCUUAAAGAACAUUAUAAGACUCAUUUCUCCAUUACAUUUAUUCUUAGAUGAUAAAAUAUAUACUGAUACUCUAACUUUCUUACAGUAUCAGUUUUCUUUAUUUUCUUGAAUAAAAUUGCUUCUACCUUUGCUUGGUCUUUAUAAUCCACUGUCCACAGCAUCUUCCUUUAAACCAGUAGUCCCAGAAGAGACCCUCUGAAAUUCUAGGACUGGGUGUUAGAAUGUCUGAACUUGUUAUCUAAAUCCUUUUUAAGAAACUUAAUGUCCUAGCUCUUCAACUACACUGUGGAACAGUAGUUUGUGCCCAAUUUAGUGGAAGAUAAUGAGGCUCACUGUAAACACUACAUUGUCCUGCAGAGUAAUUCUGAUGAGAAUUUACUGACUUCUAGAGCCAUUCUCUUUAACCGUCUGCAGGUCUAAGGAUUAACUAUAUUUGUGAUUUGUAAUAAAACUGAGUUGUACAGCACUGCCUGUGUAUGUCUGGCCAACACAUUUACAAUGCACGUUAUCUUUGGAGAGGUGAAUUAUUCUACAUAAUACACCCUAAAUCUCAUUGUUUAAAACCUUAUUGGUCUAAUACCAUCUACACAAAAACAUGUUGUACUUGCAGAACUUAGUUUAUAAAAACAAAGAAUGUGUAUUUCUUCAAUAGCCGGGUAUUUGGAUUGUUCUCUUGAUAUAUUUGAAUGUGACUCUCGGAUUUAAGUGCACUAUUAUUCAUGGCUUACACAGUAAAAUUGCACUGUAUGGCAAAUGUGUCUAUAAUGUAUGCCUUGCUAAAACCUCAAGAGUGCUGUAAGGUAUAGGUUUCUAUAUUGUGAACCUGUCUACACACACACACAUAUACAUAUAGUCUUAGGGAAAAAAAAAAAGCUGAACUUUUGUAAGUCUAUGUAACAUUUUAAUAUUGUUUGUAAUAUUCACUAAGCGAUAAUUUCAUCUAUAUCCUAUAACUGUAAUCAUUCACCUUGGGUUGGCCAGUUUGUCAAGCUUGGUUUACUGAAUCAAGAAACAGUCUUGUCAAAUGCGGUACUGUUCUUAGUGUGUGAUAUUUGUGUAUGGUGUUCCUCUGCCUCAGAGGACAAUUGCGCAGAUGGCUAAUGUUAAAUUUCUAUAGACAAUAGUAAUAAAAUUUGAAUAUAUUUAAGUGCUAAUAAAUUAAA